Molecule: messenger RNA, 4452 nt
Organism: Bufo gargarizans (Asiatic toad)
Lineage: Eukaryota; Metazoa; Chordata; Amphibia; Anura; Bufonidae
Gene: SKI
Product: SKI proto-oncogene
Exons: 7
Coding region: 339-2474 (711 amino acids)
Biological process (GO): negative regulation of BMP signaling pathway
Cellular component (GO): nucleus
Molecular function (GO): DNA-binding transcription factor activity, RNA polymerase II-specific; RNA polymerase II cis-regulatory region sequence-specific DNA binding; SMAD binding
Source: RefSeq, a predicted model, not a curated record
AGCAUUCCGGCUGGGUGCGUGGACGGGAGCGCAGCUCUGCUCCGACACCGAACUUUCCCAACAACAUGACGACAAACUCCUGACAACUCGACCGCUGGAAACUACGUUAUUGUUGGGGCUUUUUUUUUUUUUUCCUCUUGGUUUGACGUCACCGUCCCGACUCUUUCUGGCAGACAGGACACUUGGAGAAGAGGAGUUCUGGGGGAAGCAGACAGCAGUGCCGGCCGGAGGACAUGGAGCACUUGUGAUCCCCCCCCCCCCCCCAUAUCUUGUGGAUCUGUCUUGUAAGUUGCUAAGAAGAAGAAGAAAGAUUUCUGCGACUUGUUACUUUUUCUCCAAUGAUGGAGGCUGUGAGCAGGAGCUUCCAGCCUCAUCCAGGUCUCCAGAAGACCCUGGAGCAGUUCCACCUGAGCUCCAUGAGCUCCUUGGGCGGCCCGGCCGCCUUCUCGGCGCGCUGGGCGCAGGAUAUGUACCAUAAGAAGGAGAGCGGGAAGGAACCGGAGUCCGUCCUGCAGCUGCCGGUGCAGCCCCCGCCCGUCAUCCCCGGGGGGCCCCUCUUCAUCCCGUCCGAUCGCUCCACCGAGAGGUGCGAGACCAUCCUGGAAGGGGAGACCAUCUCCUGCUUCGUGGUCGGCGGCGAGAAGAGGCUUUGCCUCCCGCAGAUCCUCAACUCUGUGCUGAGGGACUUCAGCCUGCAGCAGAUCAACUCUGUGUGCGACGAGCUGCACGUCUACUGCUCCCGGUGCACGGCCGACCAGCUGGAGAUCCUCAAAGUCAUGGGCAUCCUGCCCUUCUCGGCGCCCUCCUGCGGCCUCAUCACCAAGACGGACGCCGAGCGGCUGUGCAACGCGCUGCUGUACGGGGGCAGCUACCCGCCGCGGUGCGGCAAGAAGGACGGCGGCGGCGGCGCCCUGGAGCUGGAGGUGACGGAGAAGAGCUUCAGGGUCUACCACGAGUGCUUCGGCAAGUGCAAGGGGCUCUUCGUGCCGGAGCUGUACGGGAACCCGAGCGCCCCCUGCAUCCAGUGCCUGGACUGCCGCCUACUCUACGCGCCGCACAAGUUCGUGGUGCAUUCACACAAGGCGCUGGAGAACCGGACCUGCCACUGGGGCUUCGACUCGGCCAACUGGCGGGCGUACAUCCUGCUGGCCCCGGACUACUCCAGCGAGGACGAGCAGGCCCGGCUCGGGCGGCUGCUGGACGACAUGAAGGACAAGUUCGACUACAGCAACAAGUACAAGAGGAAAGCGGCCAGGAUUUCUUCUGAGUCUGUACCUAAAAAGUCAAAAACUGAUGAAUCGAUCAUCCACUCCCCAAGCUCAGCAGAGAAAGACAAGUCCUCAAGUUGGUUACGGAAUUUGUCGAACUCCAGCAAGAAUUCAGCAUAUAGUAACCCUCGCCAGCGCCUGUCAGCUUUCCGGCCCUGGUCCCCUGCCAUUUCAGCAAAUGAGAAGGAGUUGCCUGCCCUAAUCAGAGAUGGUUUUUAUAGUUACAAGAGUUUUGAGCACCUGGUUGCCCCCAAUGUCGCUUUGGCACCCCCUGCCCCACAGAAAGUCAUCACAAGCCCAUUGUGUGCCCCAACUGUGCCAAGAAGCAUUCAGGCAUCGAGUAGCCCUGCACAGUCCCGAAAACGAAGGCCGACUGCAGAAAUGCCCCCAGCACCUGAGGUACCAGCCCCUCCCGUUCCAGCCCGGGAAGAAGAGAGAGAAUCUGAAACGGAAAUCGAAGUGGAAAGUAGAGAAGAAUGUAAGUUUACCUCUUCGCUGUCUUCGCUCUCCUCUCCUUCCUUCACAUCCUCAAGCUCCGCCAAGGAGUUAAGUUCUCCGGGCAUGUUGGCCCCGACGGUAAUCAACCCUUUAUUUGAAGGGGCACAUCAUUGUGACUCUCACAGCAGCGGACUUGAGGCAGAAUUGGAACACCUAAGGCAAGCCCUGGACAGUGGUCUAGAUUCCAAGGAAGCCAAAGAAAAGUUCCUCCACGAAGUUGUUAAAAUGAGAGUGAAACAAGAAGAGAAACUGAAUGCUGCAUUGCAAGCUAAACGGAGUCUCCAACAGGAGCUGGAGUUUCUCCGAGUGGCCAAAAAAGAGAAGUUGAGAGAAGCAACAGAGGCAAAACGCAACUUAAGAAAAGAAAUAGAACGUCUCCGGGCUGAAAAUGAAAAGAAAAUGAAGGAGGCUAACGAAUCGCGGUUACGUCUGAAGCGAGAGUUGGAACAAGCUAGGCAAGUCAGAGUGUGCGACAAGGGCUGCGACGCAGGCCGGAUACGGGCGAAAUACUCUGCUCAGAUAGAAGAGCUGCAAGCAAAACUCCAGCAUGCAGACAGUGACAGAGAGAAACUUCGGACAGAUCUUGUACAGGAGCAGGAAGCCAGAGAACACUUGGAAAAAGUUGUCAAAGAUCUACAGGAACAACUUUGGGCCAAGCCCACCAACCUUUCCAGCAGUGAACACACACGAAAAGACAUUGAGAACUAAUGCAAAAUAAAACACACACAAAAAAUUCCUUUUGAAGCAAAAAAAAAGAAAGUAUCUAUUCAUAAACAAGAUUUUACGUAUAUGCACAGGAAGAGGAAGAGGCUGUCCGAUGUAUGCAUGAAUAGGUGCACGUGUGAGUGUAUGGAGUGUGUGCAAAGAGCAUGCACUAAUAAAUAUGAACAUUUUACAAGAGUGGAAAAUGAUAGAUCCUAUACAACAGAAGCACUGAACUAUGCCUCGUUUGAUCCCACACAGCACAACAUCUUACUGUGCCUCAGACAGAGUGUUUAUAAAAGGAGCCAUUUAGGCUCAAAAAUUACUUUUUUUUUUUUUUUUUUCUACGUGUCAACUACAAGAUAACGCAGCAUUCAAGUCAAAGAUUUAAACAAAGCAAGCAUGAUCAUUUAGGGGGAAAAAAAAGAGAAAAAAAAUCAUUCUUACGCUUGCCUGGAUCACUUUGAGAUUUACAUUUUCUUAUAAGCUAUUUAAUAUAAAAAAAAUAUAUUAAAAUGAUCAGAACAUUGUAAAGACUCCAUAAAACGGGGAAAACUUUUUUUUGUAUAACAGAACUGAAACUUUGGUGCACAAUUUUAACUGACUUGUUACAGGCUUUUUGGGGUUUAUUAAAAAAAAUAAAAAAAUAAAAAUCAACCCUUCCUUGCUACUCCAGAAUCCACCCUUCCUCUCGACGCCAUAUUCAGAUCGACUGUGCAAUGUAUUUGGCAGCAAGCCAUCCAUUUUGAACCCUGUUCGAGACUCUACUACAUUAGUGGCUUCUCCAUCAGAUUCUGUUGCCUGGGGAAUUAUCCAAAUGCUCCACCUUUUUGGUUUUGUUUUGUUGCCUGGGUAUUAUCCAAAUGCUCCACCUUUUGGUUUUGUUUUGUUGCCUGGGUAUUAUCCAAAUGCUCCACCUUUUUGGUUUUUUGUUUUGUUGCCUGGGUAUUAUCCAAAUGCUCCACCUUUUUGGUUUGGUUUUAUAUAUAAUUUUUGUUUUGCCGAGACAGGUUUAUCUGUGCACAUAUAGGAGAGGGUGAAAGACAGAACAUCCAAAAAACAAAUAAAAGAAAUGGAACCGUUUAGCCGUAUUGACCAGUGUUUUUAUAAAUGCCGCCAUAUUGGAAAGAGAUCUCUAGGUGUAUAUUGAAUCAAAGUACUCUUUGCAAAUUGUCCAGAAAGGGGGCAAUCGGGUUGGGAUAAAGAAUAUAAACUGGCUGUUAAAAAGUUUGUGCAACUAACAGCAAGUAUUUGGGAGUCUAUGUAAUCUGUUCUGUUAGUUUUUGUUACAGUUUUCAUAAAUUCAGUAUUUUGUUCUAUGGCUGCUGUUAGCGUGUUUUGAGCGCAUGUUAACACAGUGCAAUGCUGAAUGCUAGACAGAGAGAUGCAAACACUAUCUUGCUGCUUAAAAUAUCCUAUACAGGUGGCUGGAAUUAGAGGAUAGAUAUUUGCAUAGUAGAAAGUGUCAUUAGAAGGAAUAAUAGAUAUAAACAACAAAGCACAAUGAGCUCUUUGUAAUAGACUAUGUCCCUACCUUCUUAUAGGGGCUGCCUUUUAAUUACUUUUUUUUAUACUAAAAACAGCGCCACCUCUGUCCAUGGGCUGUGUCGGGUAUCACAGCUCAUCCCCUUUCAAGUGAGCUACAGUACCAGACGCAAGCCAUGGAUUGGGGCACUACUUUUUUUUUUGGGAGGAAAAAUAACUUUUAUGGUUAUUUACUAUAUGAUUUUUAGGUUGCAUCGUCAUAUUCAUCUCAGAAUAUGGCCCUACAGUUGAGUAUCACCAAAAGCAGCCUCUGGGAAUCCUGUAUAUGCCAUAGGGAACAUGGAAUCUAAUUGAAAGAAAGCUAUCCUCAAAUUCUAGCCAUGGUGCUAGGAAGAAUUUAAUGAUCUUAAUACUGAAGUCCGUUGAACAGUUUAGGUACUGACUUGACCAACUAUUUUUGCAGGUUGCUUGAUGUAUUUUGUGUGUGGGGGGGGGGUAA